UGGGCUGAGGUCUCCCCGACCACUGUGAAGUUGGUGGCUCAAUUCUGUGCUGUCCUUGGCCCAGCUGGGCUCAGCCCCUGCACAAGGGGUGUUGGACCCAAGCAGAGCUGCUCCUUUCAAGUCCCCAUCCGUGAAGAAAUCCAAGGAAAUUGCAAAGGCAUUUUUGUUUUGAAAGUUAAGGCAAUUUAGCUGCCAUCAACCAUCCAGAGACCUAAUGUGGGUUGUUGGAGCUGUGGGGAUGCAGGAGGGUGAAGAACAGGACCUGAGCCCGUGGACUUUGCUGGGGCAGGGCUGAGGAACCUCUCCCACAGCUGAGCCCCCUCCCAUGGCUCAGCCCCACCACCCACCACAUCCCACCCCCAUUAGCUGAUGCACUGAGAGCCUCCAGGCUUCAUAAAUUAACACUCUGGGCUAUGAAUUAUGAAUGGAGCCACAUCUCUGAUCACUGCAUUGCUCUGCUGACAGCCCAGGAGCUGCUGAUCCAAGUGACAGCCCAAAGCUUUUAAAGAUGUGAACAGCAAAACCUGGCAAUAAUUUACUUUGCAAGCUGCAAACCUCUUGGCCUACAGAUGGGGCUCAUCGUAUUCCCUCUCCUGCCUCCUCCUGUCCUGUUCUUCCCUUUUGUUUCCCAGUGUUGUCUUCUCUGCUCUCCCUCUCUGUGUUAGUGGGUGCUGUCCUGCUUGGCUGUGUUGACCAUCCCGUGGAGCUGCAUCCCUCAUUCCUGCCCCAAGGUUGCUGGUGCCUACUGGGGCCAGCUGGGUCCUGGCCACCCCCAGCCCAGGCACAGAUCCCCACAGCCAGUGCAGAGCUCCUGGUGCAGGACCCAGCAGGAUUUUGGCAAAUCUCUGCAGCUUCAUCCCCCUUUGGCCAUGACUUUGUGUUCAAGACAUCGUAUUCCACAGCUCCAUCUGCUCCAUGGAGCUCUGCCACAGCUCCGUCUCUGCCAUCGGUCUUCGGAGGGUUUGUCCUUGAACCUUUCCAUCUCUGGAGGCCAAACCCUGCCCUAAGCAGCUGGAUGUGCUUAAUGCUCACUAUUCCUGGGGGUUUUUGCUUCUGUAUGGAUUCCUGCCUCCUCACCUCUGGGGCAGCUCCCUGGGGCAGCCGGGCUGUGCUCCCUGCUCUGGCAGCGGUGGGCCAGAGGGAGCAGGACUAAAUUUCGACAACGAGCAUCAGACACUUGUCAAUGGUCACAAACAAAAGCAGGGCCCUGUAUGAACCUCUCGUGGGGCUGUGCCCCCUGCAGCACUCGGGAGAAAGCCCUUGGCAAGCAGGAGGGAGCAGGGGAUGGCAGGGGCAGGGGGUGGCAGGAGCACGGGGAACCAUCCCAGCCUGAGCAGUGGGUGCAGAAAAGGGGCACUCCAAAUUCCCAGUCCUUUCCAGCUGAGCCAUUGUGAACCACGCAGCAGAACGACUUCAAAGGCAAAGCCCUGGUGUCUGGAGAAGCUGUUUGUUCUGCCCUGGUGUCUGCUGAAGUUGUUUUGCUCCGGGCUGGGGUGCAGGAGCACUCCUCACAUCCUGACUGUUUUGUUUCCCUUGCACAGGGGAUGCUGUAAGCAGGUGAAGGAUGGACUGACAGAGCCCCAGCAGUUUCUUCUCCAUCCAGGGCCGAGGGGCUCAGCCUGCAGGGAAGGAGCCAUUUUUGGACACAAACAUCCCUCUGGCUGCGGCGAGGGAGAGGAGCUGCUGCGGAUCGAACCCGCUCCUGGCGGGGAAAAUCCCACUUCGUUUUGGUGUCUAAUUAGAUAUUUACCAGGAAGGAAGGAAAGAUAUAAAUAGGGUGACAGUGACUUCAAAGGGUGUUUUUUGACUUCUAAGAAUAACACCUUUGCUGGCGCCGAUUUCGGGAAUAUCGGCUGUGCUGGGUGUGAAAGACGGAGGAGGUGUCGCAGCUCGGUCGGCAGCCAAGGGAGCAAACCCAGACCCCGGCCCCCGUCCGGCCCCACGGGACCGGCUGAGGAAGGGACAGAGCCCGUGGGGAGCUCAGCUCACUCCUGUGGGUACAGCAGCUCCACAGGGAUACAGGAGGGGAUACAGGAGGGGAUACAGGAGGGGCAGUCUGGGGAAGACCACCGGUGCUGCCGCGUGUGGCCCCAUGGGGACCCCAGCCCUGUCCCCAUGGGCAGUGCUGGUGCUCGCCCUGGUGCUGCUGGGACUCUGGGCUCCCUGUGUGGUGAGCAGGCAGCCCAACUUCAUCGUCAUCCUGGCCGAUGACGUGGGCUGGGGGGAUCUGGGCGCCAACUGGGCAGAGACGAAGGAGACCCCGCGUUUGGAUCAGCUGGCUGCUGAAGGAACAAGGUAAUGUCUGUCCCCCUUCCCUGCCCUCACCCUGCAUCCUGGAUACUCUGUCCUGCAGCACAGGGGAAUUCAGCCCUGCAGGACUGGCAGGAGAGGGAAUUGGGCUGGUGUGGGUUUGGGUGCAUGGGGAGGGCAGCCAGAGCCUGGUGCCUUGGGCUGCAGGUCCAUCCAUCCCUGCUGGAACCUUCAUCUGCCACUCCUCAUCCUCAUCCCCAGAGCAAAAGGGAGAGUGUCCAGGGGAGCAGGGAGGGACAGGGCAGUGUCAGAGCACGCGGGGUCUUGUGGGCUCAAGUCUCUUUUCAUUUUGCAGGUUCGUGGAUUUCCACUCGGCUGCCUCCACGUGCUCCCCGUCCCGCGCCUCGCUGCUGACGGGGCGCCUGGGGGUGCGCAGCGGGGUCACCCACAACUUCGCCAUCUCCUCGCUCGGGGGCCUCCCCCUCAACGAGACCACCCUGGCCGAGGUGCUGCGGGAGGCUGGCUACAGCACGGGGGCCAUAGGCAAGUGGCACCUGGGACACCACGGCCGCCAUCACCCCAUCUCCCGUGGCUUUGACUACUACUUUGGGAUCCCCUACAGCCACGACAUGGGCUGCACGGACACCCCAGGCUACAACGUGCCUCCCUGCCCGCCCUGCCCGCGGCACAGCGCAGCUGGCAGCAGGGUGGCGAGGAAGGACUGUUACACAGAGGUUGCCCUGCCUCUCUUCGAGAACGUCACCAUCAUCCAGCAGCCCGUGGAGCUGGGCAGCCUGGCCAGGCGCUACGCACAGGAGGCAGAGCGCUUCAUCCAGAGGGCCAGUGACAGUGGACGUCCCUUCUUCCUCUACCUGGCCCUGGCCCACAUGCACGUCCCGCUGGUCCCCCCGCUGCCCCCCGCUCCGGGCAGGGGCGUCUACGGAGCCUCCCUGGGCGAGAUGGAUGCGCUGGUGGGACGGAUAAAGGAGGUGGCUGACAGCCUCGGCAAGGGCAGCACGCUCCUGUGGUUCACAGGUGACAAUGGCCCCUGGGCACAGAAGUGUGAGCUGGCAGGACGCCUAGGGCCAUUCGUGGGUGCCUGGCAGAGGCAGCGAGGUGGGAGCUCAGCGAAGCAAACAACCUGGGAAGGAGGGCACAGGGUGCCAGCCCUGGUGUACUGGCCUGGCCGUGUCCCUGCCAGGAGGACGAGCCACGCUCUCCUCAGCAUCCUGGACAUCUUCCCCACGCUGGUGGCUCUGGCUGGGGCAGCCCUGCCCCCAAACAGGCGCUUUGAUGGCUUGGAUGUGUCCCCAGUUCUCUUUGGCUGGUCGGAUGUGGGGCACAAGGUCCUGCUGCACCCCAACAGCGGCGCCGCGGGGAAGGCGGGUGAGAUCCAGGCGCUGCGGCUGGCUCAGUACAAGGCGUUCUACACCACAGGAGGGGCCAUGGCCUGUGAUGGCAGCACUGGGCCGGCACAGCAGCACCAACCACCCCUCAUUUUCAACCUGGACCGUGACAUGCAGGAGCAGGAGCCUCUGGACGUGGCAUCCAGGGAGUACCAGGCAGUGCUGCCUGCCAUCAGCAGGGCUUAUGCCCAAGCUCUGCAGGACAUUGCAGCAGACAACGUCUCAGUUGCAGAUUAUUCCCAGGAUCCAGCUGCAAUUCCCUGCUGCAACGUGCAGCACGUGGGCUGCCGGUGCCACGGGGCUCUCGGAGCCACGCAGGAUCCCCACGGGGAAAGGAGAACACCACGGCUUUGCCUUUAAGCAAAUAAUUGCUCAGGCUGCUCCUUUCCCAAGGGUGGUGUCUGAAUUCCAGGCUGGAGGUGGCCAUGGAGAGGGAUGGAGGCUCUGGUUCCCUCUGCUCUGUGCUGGGAAGAGGGAGGUGAGUUGGGUGUGGGCCUGGAGGAGCUCACAGAGCUCCCUUUGGAGUUUGGGCAUGUGGAAGGCUUUUUGUAGGGCUCUUUAUCUGGGAAAGAGACAGCUCUUGGAUUAAAACUACCUUCUGUGAAA
Messenger RNA from Taeniopygia guttata (zebra finch), 4262 nucleotides. The record is from RefSeq and is a predicted model, not a curated record. Lineage: Eukaryota; Metazoa; Chordata; Aves; Passeriformes; Estrildidae.